AUGGUCUCCUGCAGGUUGGAUCAGAACACGAUUUGGAUCCCCACAGCAGGGCAUACGGUUAAGUACGGCCAUGCUCCAGGCAAAGUGCUUCUGUGCCUCAGUGAACCUACGCGAGUGAGCGACAUCAAGUUACAUCUCGAGGGCCGCUACUAUAUCAACUGGGACACCGCGUUCCCAAGCGAGUCACAUCGACAUUACAAAGCAUUUUGGAAGGAGUUGCCCUUCCAUCAUGAUGUUUGGAGCUUUCUGCGGGUGUCGGCAGGAAGAUCCGCAACGAUCUUAGGGCCGGGCAAUUAUGAAUUUCCUUUCGAAAUGUGCCUUCCUGGGCGGUUACCGGAAUCCAUGACGGGCGUGGAUGACUAUUAUAUUCAGUAUUUUUUGAGAGCACAGAUCUAUGGCCGGAAAGGUGAGAGUGUAGCCACGUCGAGAGAGAUCAGCGUUCGAAAGGUCUACGAGACGCCCUUGCGUACUGUUCCUAGUAGCAUCGAGAAUGAUUGGCCGAACAAGAUAAUGUACCAAGUCAGCAUUCCAACCCCGAUUGUCCAAUUCGGCGGCAAUAUCCGAGUCACAUAUCGCUUCGUUCCUUUGCUGAAGAGCCUGAAUGUGAAAACUAUUAGAUCAGUGAUUAUUGAAACACAUACAGUAUCGAGGCCAUUCCAUGCUUCUCGAUCCCGAGAGGUUUUGACCGAUGUAUUUGACCCUCCAACCUGGGAGGAUAUGGAUAUAACUACGGACGACAGAUGUUGGUAUCAAUGCUCCCGGUUGCUUCAUUUACCAAAGUCUACCCGGCAGUGUCUACAAAGCACUGCGGCCACGGUCCUGCAAGUUAGACAUUCGAUACAAUUCUCAAUCACUCUGUUGAACCCCGAUGGUCAUCUAUCUUCGGUUCGCCUUUCCCUUCCAAUAUUUUUAUUGUUCUGUCCACCGGCCAGCAUUAGUCGCCAGUCGCUAUUAGACAUUGCGACUUGGGACGAGGGAGAAGAGGCACUGCCCCAGUAUAGCGACCAUGUCCAUGAUGCGAAGCUGGUUGAAACAUGCCCGGAGAAUCCUUCAACACAUGAAGGGCACGAAUCAAACGGAAAGCCCCCAGAGUACGCGGUAUUUGAUAGCGCAUCCGAAAUUCCCAGUUAUUGGGAUACUGUUUGA
Messenger RNA from Aspergillus bombycis, 1146 nucleotides. RefSeq names its product arrestin family protein. Lineage: Eukaryota; Fungi; Ascomycota; Eurotiomycetes; Eurotiales; Aspergillaceae. Gene Ontology annotation, biological process: ubiquitin-dependent endocytosis. Gene Ontology annotation, cellular component: plasma membrane; cytosol; cytoplasm. Gene Ontology annotation, molecular function: ubiquitin protein ligase binding; protein-macromolecule adaptor activity. The coding region runs from base 1 to 1146 and encodes 381 amino acids. The record is from RefSeq and is a predicted model, not a curated record. The transcript has 4 exons.